AAGGCUACUUUACAACCUGUUGUUAAAAUGGAUCGACCCUAUCCUUGGGACUUAAGCAGGUCGGGUGUUGGCUGGAAAACUCGCGUCUCUGUGCGGUGUAGUCGAGUUGUUUUGACUGGUAAAGCAGACAAACAGGUUUCUGCUCUUUAAAUGUAGGUAUCUUUUUUUUAGGGUUGUGGAGAAAUGGUUGCUUUGAAUGGAAUUGUUCAGCGGAUUUUCAGUAUUGUUGGAACAGAAAUGGGGUAAUGGUGAAGGUUAUGGCCUACAUACUAUAAUACCUAUGGCAAAUAUCUAUGAUGACUGCUGCUUGUGGCUUCCUACUAAUAAACACCCACACGGACAAGGAUACUCAUUUCACUCAAAUGCAUAUUGAUCAGGGUAGGCAUGUGUGGCAAUGCCAGCCCUUUCAUUACUCUCAUGGCUACAGUUUUUAAGGUUAAAGGUGCAAUCCUACACAUGUGUAGACAUGCCGGGAGUUUAGGGUGCGUGUUGCUCCUCCACCUGUAGAGUACGUGGUGUGCCUCUGGCUGUAGGGAUCCCUGGGUGCAAUUUGGAGCUAUUUUGCGUCAUGCCGUGUUUGGGGUUUUGUGUGGAGAAGGCUGGGAGAGCCAGAUGCAGCCUCUGCCAGCCUUCCUCCUGUCGGAAUAGGGUGGGGCAGGCAGGAGAGACUUUAGCUGCCAUUGGCCGAGCUGCUGUGAUCCCCGCGAAGGUGCACAACAAGCAUAAAAGAGCCUGGGAAAAGAAGGGUGGAAGAGAAGGCAGGGAGAAGGGGUGAGGAUCGCCACACGUGGCAAUGAGAGGCAGAGGAGAAAGCCAGAGGAAAGAAGCCGAGAGGGCAAGGAAAAGCUGGAGGCAGAAGGGAAAGACGGGAGACCUGCAAGCGGGCAGGAGGGGCAGAGGGCUGAUUUCUUGGGGGAGAGCCUUUCGGGCCUCUGUGGAUGUGAUGUCCAGCAACCCCAGACCAAACGAGGCAUCUGGACUUUACCAUGAGCGGCAGCGCCUUGAGCUCUGUGCAGUCCACGCCCUCAACAAUGUCCUGCAGGAACGGCUUUUUACCCAGGAGGCAGCUGAUGAGAUUUGCAAGAGGCUAGCUCCUGAUGCCCGAUGGAACCCACACCGCAGUUUUCUAGGGACAGGGAACUACGAUGUCAACGUCAUCAUGGCAGCUCUCCAAAGUGUUGGGCUAGAAGCCAUCUGGUGGGACAAACGCAGGCCCCUGGAGCAGCUCUCCCUAGCAGGAGUUUUUGGGUUCAUCAUCAACGUCCCAUCUAAUGUGUGUCUGGGCUUCCUGUCCCUUCCUGUGAGACGUCGGCACUGGAUUGCUGUGCGUCAGCAUGAAGACAUCUACUACAACCUUGACUCCAAGCUGAAGGCUCCGGCUCCAAUAGGCAGUGAAGCAGAUCUCAGGAUAUUCCUUCAGGAGGUGCUAUCUCAGGGCCCCUGCGAGUUGCUGCUGGUUGUGCCACAGGAGAUGGGACAAGCUGGGAACUAACUGAGCACCGUCAGGUGAUCCGUGGCACCCAAGACUUCACCUGGGCUUUGGUCUGAAGCACGCUGCUCCAUCUCGCUUGUGCCAGUUGCUGCAUGUGUUGGGAGAGGAGUGGGAGCAGUGUGUUUCUGUUUACACUGCCACUCUGAAAGCUGCCUUCCCCUCUCCUUCCCCAGGAAUUGGGCAUUUCCAUCUUCUCCCCCUUUGUUUUGAAAGACUUGGCCUGUCCCAGGAUAGUAUGGAAUAAAGGAGGUGGUGCUAAAUAACAGAGGGUCUCCUACUGACAUGACCAGUUAGACCAUAAUAGUCAUGCAGGGGUCUUCUGACAGUGGCCAACUGAAUCCCUCUGAGCUGGGGAGUUUAUAGGCAGGACUUGACAAUGAUAUUCAUCCCCUUUUUAAUCCCUACCCAUGUGGCAUUUAAUAGUGUAUGUAUUCAAUGUGGAGGUUUAGCAUUUGACCCUCAUGGCUAGCGGACCUCUCUGUACUGCUCUGAUCUUUUUGUAAAAUAGCCAUUUCCGCUCAUGCAACAUAGUGGGUUUCUUGGGAUAAGUAACAGUUUCUUUGUCUUUGCCUUAAAUCUGUCCACUCAUGGUUCUGAAAGGGGUUGCUUUGAAAGAUAUCGGAAGAGAGGGUGCAUGUGGAGGAGCCAAAGAUAUCAUGCCAAAGCUUGCAUUGUUGAGAGGGACCUUUGUGAGAGUAGAGAAAGUACUUGGGAGAUUUCAAGCUAAAAGCAGCUCUUUAACCGAGUGGGCUCUGUGGCGAAGUGGCAGGAACCCUACACUGGCACUUUUACCCCCCAAGGCCACAGCGGUCAUCCCUGCCCCGUGUCCCCAAUGAGCUUUGCUUCAGACCUCACUGUAGUGGGGGAAGUAUGUAUCUCCCCAACAGCAAUAUAUUCCCUUGGUGUAAUGCAGAGUAUUUUGGGGUGGCCUGAUCUUGAAUGGGCAAUAAAGACCUCAUUUCCACCUGCUUCUGGUGGAGAUGAAAACAGCUAAAACUGUUUUUUUGAAAUGGAUCAACACAGUUGCCUGAAUUUUUGGACUGUCCUUGGGGGCAUUGUGGUUGGUGUUGUCAGGGUAAGAGCCCACAUUUCAAUAUUUACUACUCUACUCCUGGUGGAACAAGUCAGACUGUUUCUACCCUCUCUCGGGUCUUACCUGUAAUGGCAUUGGCAGGGAAAAUGAAAUACUUUGUAGACAGGGAAUAGAAAAGGUAAGGGAUUGAAUUAGCUGGGAAUGAAGUUUUAAAAAGUGGGGGGAGUAUGUGGGGAUCUGUGAAGAACUGCUAUGCUGGAACCCUGAACUAGACUGCUGAGAGCAAUUUUUGAGACCCCAGGUGGUGAGCACUAAAUGGAGCUCCCCUGCCUUUACCUGCUGGCUGAAAUUCAGCGGGGAAGCUUCUCCCAGCAACAGUAUAUUUUGGAGGAACCCUGGGCCUAGUGAAUUUUUGCCUGUCACCCAACGGUUAAAAGUGCAGGAUAGGGAUAGAGGCAGUGAUCUUCCUAGAAGUGGAAGCCAAUGCUGCUUGUUUUUCCUUCCCUAUAAUACGGAAAUGUAUCCCUUGUGCCUGAGGAGGAAAAAUUGCAGAGGAGUAUGCAAAGCUUCUUUUGAAAGGUCAGAAACGAGCACAGGGCUGCCCAGCAAUCGGGCAGUGGGAAGCUACUGCACUGCUUGAGUCCUUAAAGCUCCCAUGACAGUCCUCCAAAAUUUAUGCCUUUCUCCUUACCACUGCCACAAAUGUUGACAUUCUUUGCAACCUGAGAGAAGAUAAAUGAUGCAAAAUAAAUGAAUGUGGCAGAGUGUGCAAUUCUUUCGUACAAGGGAGAUGGUCAUAGCUUAUAGGUAUGGAGGGUUGGGCUGACUGCUUUAAGGGUGAGGGAGUAGGGUAGGAGGAAAAUCUCUCACCUAGAAGUAAACAAGGAGUUCCAUCUUGGCAUUUGUGGGAGGUGGGAGGAGGAAGGUGCAUAUCUUCUACUAUUUCACAGAUGAAAGUACAGUUUUCCGCAUACAGUGGCAUGACCCCCGCCCACAGAGAACAUCAUUGCUUCAGUCCUGCCAAGCCUGUUACAAAAGGACUCUGCUCUACCAUGUGGUUGCGUCUUGUGUUCGCUCCUUCUGCAGCAACCUGUCCUGUGCUGACUUUGGAAGCAUGUAUGAGUAAGCUGACAUAACAACUCCAUUAUAUUAAAUGCACACACAUGCUGCUAAUCUCA
Molecule: messenger RNA, 3703 nt
Organism: Varanus komodoensis (Komodo dragon)
Lineage: Eukaryota; Metazoa; Chordata; Lepidosauria; Squamata; Varanidae
Gene: JOSD2
Product: Josephin domain containing 2
Exons: 5
Coding region: 794-1492 (232 amino acids)
Biological process (GO): protein deubiquitination
Molecular function (GO): cysteine-type deubiquitinase activity
Source: RefSeq, a predicted model, not a curated record